Dreissena polymorpha is the source of this 2046-nucleotide messenger RNA. RefSeq names its product T-cell immunomodulatory protein-like. The coding region runs from base 34 to 1830 and encodes 598 amino acids. The transcript is spliced from 17 exons. The record is from RefSeq and is a predicted model, not a curated record. Gene Ontology annotation, cellular component: plasma membrane. NCBI's taxonomy places the organism in Eukaryota, Metazoa, Mollusca, Bivalvia, Myida, Dreissenidae.
UGUAUUUACAAAAUUAACUUCCGUAUUAGCAAAAUGUGUCAUAUUUUGUCGAAAAUAUUACUAUUUAACUUUAUUUGUCAAUAUCUUUCACUAUCAGACGUGACAGACAAAAUAUUUGGUCAUACACCUAGCGGAUACAUCGCGGCGUUUGGUGAUUUCGACGCUGACAAGCACACAGACAUAUUUGUUAUUUCGGAUAAAGGUUCAUAUGUGUCUGUGUACCUGGCAGAUAGUGAGAAAAAGUAUGAGUAUAAGAAACUGAUGGAUAAUUCUACAUUGGAGGAACAUGCUACAAUAUCCAGCGUAGUUCCUGCAGACUUUGAUGGUGACCUGCAGAUGGACCUCCUGAUCACUUCAACAAUUCCUGGAAAAGAAAACAGCGCUGUUACUUGUAGGAUUUACUGGGGUGAUGAAGGAAACUUAGACACAGAAAAUUACCUUGCAUUACCAAAGAUGGUCGACCAGCCUUUGGUUUUUGAUUAUAAUGCAGACAUGAUACCAGACCUCUUGGGAGAGGUAGAGAAAGGAAAGAGAAUGAUUUGGGUAUUGAGUGUUGGUAGAAACUACUCAGAGGAAGUGUUGAAAGUUCCGUCAGGCCUUGCUCAGUUUGCCCCCCUGAGAAUACCACAGACCAGUGCCUUUGUAGACCUUAACAACGAUCUCACUCCUGAUUUAUGCAUCGUGUCUGAGAACGACAGUGUGCCACAACUAGAGUAUUGGAUCAACAAGGAUGGUGUUUUGACAUGGAACGGAACAACUUUACCAGUAACAUUUGAAAAACAACUGAAAGUAUUUGGCCAGAUUUCUUUCCAAGAUUUAGAUGGAGAUUUAACAGUUGACCCGUUCUUACCAGGCUGUUUAGACGAUGUGUGUGCUCAGAGUGUCCUGCUUGUCUACAAUGGCAAUAAGUGGGUGAACCUUCCUGUGAACUAUGACAAUGGAGCUGUCAAAUGGAGCUUCAUCCCCAGCCAGCCUUCUGGUCUCCUGCGCCUCCCCCCAACCCUGAGGGUGGGGGACUUCAACCUGGAUAGUCACCCUGAUCUUCUGGUUGUAGUGGGCAAUGCCGCUGGAAACCUACAUCGGGCUGUGCUCAUGUUCAACAAGGAAUGUACGAGUAACUGUGGGGAGUUUUCCCGUACAUUUGAGAUCAACUGGAACACAUGGAUUGAAGGACACGACUCGAGAUCUCUCCUACCUGCCUUCUACGAUCUCCGAGACAAUGGGAUCCUUGACAUUGUUCACACCAGUUUGAACUCAGAGGGUCAGCCUGUGAUUGGUGCUACUGAACAUGACUUUGUUGAUGAUGCCUGCUUCAUGAAGGUCACAGUUGUCAGUGGUAGAUGUAACUAUGAUUGCCCAGGUAAUAGAAAGCCCUAUGGUGUGAACCAGCCCGGCCCUACCAUACGUUACAAAACUAUAGAUGUGAAGGGUAAAAAUCAGGAGAAAGUUGCCUACCAGUUAUCCCAGUCCGCAUACCUCCCUUUACAACUGCCAUACAACGUGUUUGGUCUGGGACAGGCACCAAACUUUGUGGACUCCUUGCAAGUUGGCAUUGCCACAAACACUACAAAGCAGCUCAAUCAUGAAUUCCAGUCGGUGAUUCCCAACUCUCAGCUUGUGAUCAUUCCAUACCCCAUACAGGACCCUUCAAAAUGGAGCAGUAAGCUGUUUGUAAUGCCAAGUCGUCUCAUGUUGCUCACUGGGGCAGCACUGCUGGGUACGUGUGGCUUCAUAGCUGGCAUUGUUGCUAUACUCCACUGGAGGGAUCGCGUUGAAGACAGAAAAGAGAAGCGCCAAGAAGCACAGAAAUUCCACUUUGAUGCCAUGUGAUGUACACAGUGAUAUUUAGAUCUGAACUGUUCACGAAUAUUUGUAAAUAACUUCAUGUUUUACCAUUGAUUAUGCCAAAUGGUGUGAUUACCUUAUAAUUAUCAUUCUGUUAAAAAAUAUACUAUCGUUAUGUCCAUUUAUUUAUUUAUUAUGAUCAACAUUUUGUUUGCAUGUAUGUAAAUGAAUGAUAAUAAUAAUAAUGUUAUAUGCUUAUAA